AUAAGAGGAGGUAAUAACCUAGAGCUGGAAGAGGCUUUGGCCGCGAAGAUGUGCAUACAAAUUGCAGCUCAACAUCAGUUGGGAGUGCCUACCCUCGAAGUAGACUGCAUGAAUCUUGUGAAGAGUCUUAUUGUGGAGCACAAAAUUCAAACUGAAGUGGGAGUAGUGUGUCGCAAGAUUAGGAAAGUUUUGUUGGAGGCAGGAGGAGUGGACUGGAAGUACGCUAGUCGGAAGGCAAAUGAAGCAGCACAUGUUAUGGAUCAUACGAGAACUAGUUGGGAUGAGGUUGUUAUAUGGUUUGAUAGACCACCUGUUUUUCUGCUUGAUCAGCUGCAGCUGGAUGAUGUAACAGUGUUUAGUUGAUUAAUAAAGCUUUGCGCAGAUU
This is a messenger RNA of Linum trigynum, 385 nucleotides long. The record is from the annotation of a GenBank genome assembly. Lineage: Eukaryota; Viridiplantae; Streptophyta; Magnoliopsida; Malpighiales; Linaceae.